GUGUCUGGUCGCUCGCGCGUAGCAGGUAGCCACCGUCUGGCCACUCUAGCACAUCACCUCGUGUUCACUCGCAAACAAAGAAAAAGUGCAUUUUAAUUGCUGAUUACUGCAUUGCGAUUAGGCAUUCGCGAACAAUUGCGUAUAACUGGCGGAUCAGCGACUUGCAGGGCGCGCGUGGGCAGGAUAAAUACCUAAAUAGAUAGCAGUGUGCGUGCGUGUGGGUGCGUGGUGCGUGCGUCGCAGUUGUGUUGGUUCGUGUCCCCCAGUGUGUGUGUAUUUGUAUUGCCAUUAACUAAUAAACAAUAACCUUCGGGCCACGAAAGCUACGAAAUCGGCACUGCUGUUCCAUCUGAACCAGCGCUACAACAAAACAGAGUAGACUAAAGACCAAAAUAAAACACUUCCGCCCCGCGAGAGGAGCGCCCAGUUUAGGAGCGGAGCAGCGGCGAUCCAUCCGCAUCCACAGCACAAUGGCGGACGUAAGCGAUCCCAGCGAGCUGUUCGACCUGGAACUCCACGACUUGGAGCUGCAGGACGACAAGGCCCGGGAUUCCGAUGACGACAGGAUCGAACUGGACGACGUUGACCUAGAACCGGAAUUGUGUAUUAAUCUGCACCAAGACACUGAGGGCCAGGAGACCAUACAGCUCUGCGAGGAGAAUGUCAAUCCAGGCAAAAUUAAGCUGGGACCCAAGGACUUUGAGCUCAAGAAGGUCCUCGGCAAAGGUGGCUACGGCAAAGUAUUUCAGGUGCGCAAAACCGCUGGACGAGAUGCCAAUAAAUAUUUUGCCAUGAAGGUGCUCAAGAAGGCAUCCAUUGUGACCAAUCAAAAGGACACAGCGCACACACGCGCCGAGCGCAACAUACUCGAGGCAGUCAAGCAUCCCUUCAUAGUGGAGCUGGUCUAUGCCUUUCAGACAGACGGAAAGCUUUACCUUAUACUUGAAUAUCUGAGCGGCGGCGAGCUAUUCAUGCAUUUGGAGCGCGAGGGCAUCUUCUUGGAGGAUACCACAUGCUUCUAUCUAAGCGAAAUCAUUUUGGCCCUGGGCCAUCUACAUAAACUGGGUAUCAUCUAUCGCGAUCUGAAGCCCGAGAACAUACUGCUCGAUGCACAGGGACAUGUAAAGCUCACCGACUUCGGUCUGUGCAAGGAGCACAUACAAGAGGGUAUUGUCACCCACACCUUCUGCGGCACAAUUGAGUACAUGGCACCUGAAAUCUUGACCAGAAGUGGCCAUGGCAAAGCAGUCGACUGGUGGUCACUGGGCGCUCUCAUGUUCGACAUGCUCACAGGAGUCCCACCCUUCACCGCCGAGAACCGAAAGAAGACCAUCGAGACCAUUCUGAAAGCCAAGCUCAAUCUGCCAGCCUACCUCACACCCGAAGCCAGGGAUCUGGUGCGUCGUCUGAUGAAGCGUCAGGAGCCCCAGCGCCUUGGCAGCGGUCCCGAGGAUGCGGCGGCUGUGCAAAUACAUCCGUUCUUCAAGCACGUCAACUGGGACGAUGUGCUUGCCAGACGCCUCGAACCGCCUAUAAAACCGCUCUUGAGAAGCGAAGACGAUGUCUCACAGUUCGACACGAGAUUCACAAGACAAAUUCCAGUGGACUCACCUGAUGAUACGACGCUGAGCGAAAGUGCCAAUUUAAUUUUCCAAGGCUUCACCUACGUAGCGCCCUCGAUACUGGAGGACAUGCAUCGGGCCAACCGGAUGCCGGCACGCUCCCCACGACGUACACCUCGCCAGCUGCCGGACAGCAGCUUCCGGCUACAGUUCCCAUCGGCCAAUGUGGGAGCCAAUGCCCCGAUGUCCAUGCACGGCCAUCCGCAGCGAUCCGGGAUGUUUGCCCGGGCCACGCCCCCUCACCAUAUGCAGACGUUUGCGCCACGUCCCUCGCCGGCGCAGGACGAAAUGAUGGACGUGCAGCAGGGUCUGCCGAUGGUCUAAAGGCUGGAGCGCUACCUUCCCAACCCAUCCCAUCCCAUCCCGUCCCGUCACACUACCACAACCACGCCCACCACCUUCCCCUUCUUCCCAUCCAAAAAUCAGAAAUUGACAGUUACUAUUAUGACGUAUGUGGAGUGUGGACU
Messenger RNA from Drosophila gunungcola (fruit fly), 2089 nucleotides. It is a transcript of the gene S6k, whose product is annotated as ribosomal protein S6 kinase beta-2. The record is from RefSeq and is a predicted model, not a curated record. Lineage: Eukaryota; Metazoa; Arthropoda; Insecta; Diptera; Drosophilidae. Bases 471 to 1946 code for a protein of 491 amino acids. Gene Ontology annotation, molecular function: ATP binding; protein serine/threonine kinase activity. Gene Ontology annotation, biological process: protein phosphorylation; signal transduction. The transcript has 10 exons.